AUGAGAUUCUUAGUUCUUCUUGUCUAUUGGAUUCGUUUUAUUAAUUGUUUAACUUAUCGUGAUGAAAUUCUCGUUUCAUCAAAAGAUGUUGAUGAAGUGUCUGAUGAAAAUCUAAAUUCAUAUAAUCCACUCGUCCUAUGUGAUUUUCUUCCAUCUGAUUAUUAUGAAUGUGAGUCAAUUGAAGAUAUUCCCGAAAAUGAAACACGAUCAUGUCAAAAAAAAAAUGGUCGAAGAUUUGGCGGAGAGAAAUAUUCCGAAGUUGAACACACUUGGGUUCGUUGUCGAAUUUACGAUGGAAUUCAUUGUAAAGGAAAUCGAACAUUUAUUCUUGACAAUAUUCCGUGUAUUAAAUAUUCAUCACAUUAUUUUCUUUCCACUUUAUUUUAUUCAAUUUUUUUGGGUUUAUUUGCUGUUGAUCGAUUUGCACUUGGUCAUAUCGGAAUUGCGGUGGGAAAAAUGAUCACACUUGGUGGUUUAGGACUUUGGUGGAUUGUUGAUAUUAUUCUCCUUAUUUCAGGGAAACUGAUGCCACAAGAUGAUUCGAAUUGGAUUGUUCAACAUUGA
Adineta ricciae is the source of this 564-nucleotide messenger RNA. The record is from the annotation of a GenBank genome assembly. Lineage: Eukaryota; Metazoa; Rotifera; Eurotatoria; Adinetida; Adinetidae.